AAGGAAGGGCUGUCUUUUUCCUCAGUAGGAGUGGGUAGUUGCUCCUGUCUCAGUAAAUAACUGCUUUUUGUGUAAGCAAUCCUAAUUAAAUUCUGGCUUACCCCCCACCCCCAAUAAAGGCAUUAACAUAGGAAGAAGAGUUAUUGGGAAGAAGGGCAUCAGCAGGAGAGAGGGUGACAGGGGAUGAAAAUGCCCCAAACUCCACGGUGUUAGGUGUGAAUUGACAAAAGUUUUUUUGUUUUUGGUUUUUUUUUUUUAAAGUGACACAAAAUGCAAAAGCACUGCUUCGUGAUGAAAUUAUCACUUUAGGAUGGUAUUUCAUAGUAUCAACUAUGCAUAGUUUCAUCUUCAGAAUAUUACAAAGGAAUUUUCAUUAGAUAUAGAUUCUUGUAUGUUGACCACAUAGAAUUUGUAAGCAAAGAUAGAUUUUUAUAACUGUAAUCCUAAACAAACUACUUAGAACUGAAAUUAGACAUCUACGACAUAUUCUUUGCAAAGGGAUGCAAUUCUUCUAGUUGUAUAUUCCUCACCAAGAAAACUUACCAUUCUCAUUUUAGGUUUGAGAAGUCCCAGAGGGUCUCGUUGCAGCGUUUGCCAACAGGAAGCAAGUGUGCAUGCUUUUAGUUGUCUACCACCUAGAGAUACUUAAAGAGGUUCUGAGGGGAAAGUUUAGGGACUCAUGUUUAAAUGAUAAGCUACGUUCCCUUAUUCCCCCAGAUGAAAAUAACUUUAAAAGGCAGAAAAUACUGUAGUUUUCAUGAAUCUAAGGGCUGGAACUGUUUUAAAUUUUAUUAUUACCUUUUGUUUGUUUGUUUUUGUGGUGGUAUGGAUUGAUCUAGGCACAUGCUACAUAAGCAUUCUACCUUUGAGCUAAAGCCCCAGCCCCAGCCUCAUCCUCAGCCCCAGAGUGGGUGUUUUAGCGGACAUGGCUCUGUACAGGCUUAGGAAGUGAAAGCUAGAACAACUACCACAACCUAUUUCUGUCAUGAGGUCCAUUACUAAACUCUUGGGGUUGGCUACAUUGUCUUGGAGACAUACAGGUAGAACACUAACUCAGCCUGUUAGGAAAAAUAGCUCAUCAUGUGUGUCUAUGUGGCCCCCCCAACCCUAGACAACUACAAGGAAAAUGAAAUGAGUUGAAGUGGUGGGGGAGGUUGGGAGGGGAGCAGUUACUCCCUGAUAUUUUAUAGUUAUAACCUUAUCUCUGUGAGAUUUACAUCUCUAAGUCAGUUUGUGAAUAGUUGUAAGAUAAAAAUGAAAUAUGGUUUACAGUAACUCCAGCCAGAGAUAGCCCUUGACAGAAGCAAAUGCAUGUCAUAGUUUUAAAAAAAAAAUUCCUCAGUUCAAAAAGAAAAAAGAUACUGAAAACAAGGACCAACCACAACAACAGAUGGCUCAAUUGGAUCCUCCCACUGACUUUAUACCUUAUCAUUUUUAUAUGUAGACCAGCAUGUUUAGGAAAUUUUAAAUUAAAAUAUCAGAAUGGCAGCAUUAUGAUACUUAGUAUUGUAGAACUUUCUAUGAAUCUCUCAAUAUUCUAAUCCUUAAUACAUAUUAAUUCAGUCAGUUCUCACAACUGUGAAACAGUGGCCACUUAUUAUAGGUGAAUAACUGAAGCACAAAAUGAGGAAGUAACAUGGGCAAGGUUAGUAGAUGAGACAGUGUUUCUAGCUGUUUUUAACUGUUUCACUGUGCUAUGUAAGAACAAGAAAAUGAGAUGAUGAAGUAUUGCUAUUAGCGUUGAAGGGAAAACAAUUUAGAAACUAAAUAUGUGUUUAUAAAUAUAUACAUUUGUUAUAUAAAAAUAUAUUUGUAUAAAUAAAAUUAAGUUUAAACGGACAAUUUACACUCAAACUAGUGAGCAAGAAACUGAUCUGAAAAAUAGGUUAACUGCUUUCCACCGGGGAAGCCAUCUUCCAGUAACUCACCAAAAUGAUGAAUACUAAAGGAAAGAGGAAAGGUACUCAGUAUAUGUUCUGUAGACCUUUUAGGAAACAUGGAGUUGUUCCUUUGGUCACAUACAUGCGAAUCUACAAGAAGGGUGAUAUUGUAGACAUCAAGGGAAUGAGCACUGUUCAAAAAGGAAUGCCCCCUAAGUGUUACCAAGACAAAACCGGCAGAGUCUACAAUGUCACCCAGCAUGCCGUGGGCAUCAUUGUAAACAAGCAAGUUAAAGGCAAGAUUCUGGCCAAGAGGAUCAAUGUGUGGAUUGAGCACAUCAAGCACUCAAAGAGCAGAGACAGCUUCCUGAAGCGGGUGAAGGAGAACGAUCAGAAGAAAAAGGAAGCCAAAGAGAAGGGCACCUGGGUUCAGCUGAAGCACCAGCCUGCGCCACCCAGAGAAGCCCCCUUUGUGAGGAGUAACGGGAAGGAGCCUGAGCUGCUGGAGCCCAUUCCAUACGGACUCAUGGCCUAAUGUAUACAAAGGAAAUGAAGGACCUGGACUGCAAAAAAAAAAAAAAAAAAAAAGUAAAGAAAAGAAAGAAAGAAAAAAAAUAGGUUAACUGAAAAAGACAAGGAUAGAAAAAUGUAAGAAAAUAUUUGAAAUUAUGGCAGAAAAAAAUGCUUUUCCUGAUGCUUGUCCCUCUAGUAGUGAGUGGUGGGUGUGCUGACUGAACGCUUUGCUGUCUAGCCAGCACUUCCAUGCCAUUGCCUUCUAACAAGUGAAUUCUGUCCGUAUGAUAAGCUCUGAGCAAUUGGGGAUACUAGUGCAAAACUGCAACUUCUAGGUCAUGAAUAAGGAGAAAACGUAUUACUUUUUUUUCUUGUCUUCCAUCCCGUGGACGAAAAGAAUGUAAUGUGGUUGGUGAGCUAUUGUGGGGGGUUAAGGGUUGUAUGAAAGUAGUGCUUUAAGGAUGACACAGUAAGAUAUAAAAGUUCGGCUCGCAUAUUUCUAACCUGCUAAAGAAGCCCUAGACUAUAUGAGUGGGGGUGGGAGGCUUGAGUCGUCCCUUAGAUGAUAGAUGCUCUCAUUAGAGCAGCUUAGUCUCCAUCCUAAUACAGGAAGAGGUUUAGCAGUUGUCUGAUCAGAAUUCCAGGUAAGAGGAAAAUCAAAUAGAGAUAAUAUUUAAGGAGAUUAAGAUUUCAUAUUUCCAAAGUACUAAAUAGACACCAGUUGAAGACAUUAGAUCCUAAGCAAGCUAAAUAGAGAUCUAAGCCUAAGCACUCAGUUAAAACCACAGUCAGAAUAGCCAGAGGGGGAAACUUUCCAAAGAGCUGCCAUUACAGCAGCUGACUUAGUGAAAGGAAAAUAGAAACCCAGGCAAUAGGCAGUGUACUGAGGGCUCAUCUACUAAAGCUGAAGUGUCUUCCAACAGUAGUGGUAAUGAAGAGCAGCAAAGCCUUUAAAACAAAAACUGAAUAUCCUAAGAAAAGAUCACAGAAGGUAAGAUGCAGAGAUAAAUACUCCUCGAUGCUUGAUGAGGAGUGCAUUAUUAGAGAAGGGGCCAAACAUGGUGGCAUAUCCUAUAACCUCAGCAUUUGGGUACUGGAGGAGAAGAAUUGCUAUGAAUAGGUCAGCCUACACUACAGAGCAAAACAAUCAUGAACACUCUAGCAGUUCAUGUUUGCUGAGGAAGGGGAGACUUUCUUCAGUGGUGUAGCCUUCUCCUGUACCCCUAUAACCAGUCCUAACUACAGUCAGUGGGUUGAAAAGAAUAAAUACAUCAAUAAAAAAAAUGUGGUGGACAAAAAUAUGAGAGAAAGAGAUUGAAAUUGUAUUAGGAGUCUUUAGAGGAAUAAAACUAAUAGAAGAAUAUAUACUAUAAAAGAGACUGACUAGAUUGGUUUGUAUGAUACAUGGUAUGCAGUCCAGCUAUGUCUGUUUAGGUAUUGGAGAGGGCGAGAGCCUUAUAGCUGAUCAAUCUAGAAGGGUUGACCCAACUUGUCACUGAAGGCCUAGAAGAUUCCUGAAGAGCCCCUGGUCUUCAGUCCAUGUAGAAGUCCAAGAGGCUGAGUUCCAAUGCCAUGUCCAAGGAUGACAGUGGCAGUCUGUGUAUCGGCUAGCGAGGGGCAAAGGCGAGCAGGUAAGAAGCAACCGUUUUGAACCUCUGUACAUCUGAGCCCCUGCUGGCAGGUACUGUCCACUUCAAGGGAAGGAGGAUUCCUCCCUUGCUUAAUCCUUCUAGGAAAUUACCCUUAACCUACCCAGUGGUAUGUCUCUUAGUUGAUUACGAACCCAAUCAAAUUGACAACCAAGAUUAACUAUCACAAUUCCAUUUUGUUGGUUAGUGAAUAAAUUCAAUGAUAAAUUAUUUUAUUGUCACAAUAAUAUAUUAAAGCUUUCAAGACCACUUGUCAAACUCAACGGAAAUUUUACUGUUACCUUUGGAAAUCUGUAACUUGAAUAUUUAGAAAAUUCUAAGGAUUUAAACAAUGAAUUAACCACCAUCAAAUGGUGUUUGUCUGUUUGGCAGGAUCUCACCUUGGCUGACCUGCAACUGGCUAUGUAGACCAAGUGGCUUCUAAUCCAAAUUACUCUGCCUCUAAUUGUUGGGACUAAAGAUAUAUGCCGCCACACCCAGUCUCUUAUUAAAGUUUUUGACAAAGAUUUAUUUAGAUUAUAUAGAUGGAUAAAUUUCUUUAAAACAGUGUAAUUUGUGUUUCUAGCUAAUAUGUAUGUAAGGAAAAUGCAGAGAAAAGCUUUGAAUCCAAGAAUUGUUGGAAACUGCUAAGAGUUCUAUACCUGGACCAAAGUGAUGACAGUAGGAAUGAGUCGUAAUGUAGUGCUUUUUCCCUUAAAAACCACAACAAAAAUCUAAUAGCAACAGUAAAACAAAAACCUAGGCACAGUCACUGUCCUUAUAGUACAGACUCUACUCUCAACCUAACAGCUUGCAGAAGACAGGCACUGAUGUCCUCCUGGGCCAGUUUUGUUAGGAGGACUGAGUAGCAGAGCUCCAGAGUCCACAGAUGCAGACCCACAGUCCAGAGUCUGAAGCACCACUGUGCCCAGAUACUUUGGAGGAGGGACUCUUAACCUGUAGCACUUUUAUCAUACGGGUAUCAUAUGGGUACUUUUAACAUAAUAUCUAAAACCAAAAAUGAAGACACAGUCUCCAAUAUAGAGGAAAAUACUAAAGUGACUUAAUUAUGCAUUGAGGUAAUAGUGAUCUCCUUUUUUGGUAAAGCUGGUAACUUCCAAUAGUAUCAAGCAACCAUGGAAUAGUUUUGUGGUGGCUUGGUUUUUGUUUGUAUAGUGCCUCCAGGUAUUGAACCCAGUAUUUUGUGAAUAGUAUGCAAAUUACCCUGCCAUCAAGCCAUAUCCUAGGCACAAAGUGUGUAAAAGGAGUGAGAGAGACAGAAGCCUUUACAGAAGAAACCAGAGCAGCAACAGAAACGUGUUUUAAAAGAAAACUGCUGAGUGCAGAUGAUUACAUAUAGAGGUUGAGAGAGAAAA
Molecule: messenger RNA, 5397 nt
Organism: Rattus norvegicus (Norway rat)
Lineage: Eukaryota; Metazoa; Chordata; Mammalia; Rodentia; Muridae
Source: RefSeq, a predicted model, not a curated record